Molecule: messenger RNA, 753 nt
Organism: Ramularia collo-cygni
Lineage: Eukaryota; Fungi; Ascomycota; Dothideomycetes; Mycosphaerellales; Mycosphaerellaceae
Product: probable integral membrane protein 25D9-6
Exons: 3
Coding region: 1-753 (250 amino acids)
Cellular component (GO): membrane; cytoplasm
Source: RefSeq, a predicted model, not a curated record
AUGUCACAAGUCAAGUUCGAAGCAAAGGAGACGAUCCGCACAACGCUUGACGCUGCAAAGGGAGGGAAGGAGGGCUUCGUGCGGGAUAUUGGAAAUGCUCUCACCAAGGGCGGCUCGCCUGACGGCUACCUCGCAUGGUACCUGAAGAAGCUCCAAGAUGAUCCCGUUCGCACCAAGAUGCUCACUUCUGGCUCGCUCGCGGGUCUCCAGGAGUUCCUCGCAUCGUGGAUCGCCAAGGAUCGCAGCAAGCAUGGCCACUACUUCACCAGCCGUGUGCCCAAGAUGGCCGUUUAUGGCGCCUUCAUCAGCGCUCCUCUUGGCCAUGUCAUGAUCUCAAUCCUGCAGAAGCUGUUCGCCGGACGGACGAGCUUGAAGUCCAAGAUCAUGCAGAUCCUCCUCUCCAACCUUAUCAUCUCGCCCAUCCAGAAUGCCGUCUACUYGACCUCGAUGGCCGUCAUUGCCGGGGCUCGUACGUUCCACCAGAUCCGCGCCACCGUGCGUGCUGGCUUCAUGCCAGUCAUGAAAGUCAGCUGGGUCACUUCUCCAAUCGCCCUCGCAUUUGCCCAAGCCUUCCUCCCAAACGAGGUCUGGGUGCCAUUCUUCAACUUUGUGGGAUUUGUGAUUGGAACUUACAUCAACGCGCAUACUAAGAAGAAGAGACUGCAAGCUCUGCGAAGAAAGUACGCGGACAACCGCACCUCAGAUGGCAGGAGCGAAUACGACCGUCGUCAAGGUCCUCCCGGCGGCUAUUGA